Messenger RNA from Phalaenopsis equestris, 1214 nucleotides. RefSeq names its product NADPH-dependent diflavin oxidoreductase 1-like. Gene Ontology annotation, cellular component: cytosol. The transcript has a single exon. NCBI's taxonomy places the organism in Eukaryota, Viridiplantae, Streptophyta, Magnoliopsida, Asparagales, Orchidaceae. The record is from RefSeq and is a predicted model, not a curated record. The annotation marks the transcript as partial. Gene Ontology annotation, molecular function: flavin adenine dinucleotide binding; oxidoreductase activity; FMN binding.
GUGCGUCAUUUUGAAUUCGAAUUUAUUUCAUCUCAUUCUGAGUAUCAGGUGGGUGAUGUGCUUGAAAUUCUCCCAACCCAAAAUCCCAUAGAUUUGGAUGCAUUUAUAAAACGUUGUAACCUUGAUUCAGAUUGUUACAUCACUGUAAAACCCAAAACAAAAAGUAAAUUGUCUUCUCAGUUUCAAGUUGAUGACUCCAUGAACUUGAAACCAAUCAAAUUGAAAACUUUUGUGUCACUAACAAUGGAUGUUGCCUCAGCUUCUCCCCGACGUUAUUUUUUUGAGGUCAUGAGUUUUUAUGCAAAAUCUAAGCAUGAAAAGGAAAGACUUCAAUAUUUUGCAUCUUCGGAAGGUAGGGACGAACUCUAUCAAUACAAUCAGAAGGAGAGGAGAACUGUCUUAGAGGUAUUAGAGGACUUCCCUUCUGUCCAAAUGCCAUUUGAAUGGUUAGUGCAACUGGUUCCUCCUUUAAGAACACGAAAAUUUUCGAUAUCUUCAUCUCCUUUGGCUCAUCCAAACCAAGUACAUUUAACUGUUAGUGUAGUAUCCUGGACAACUCCAUACAAGAGAAAAAGAUAUGGCCUUUGCUCAUCAUGGCUGGCUGGAUUAGAUCCUUAUAAUAAUAGAGAAAUUUAUAUACCUGCUUGGAUCCAUAAUGGUUCUCUUCCUCCCCCUCCACCAUCACUUCCUCUUAUUCUCAUAGGUCCAGGAACAGGGUGUGCUCCUUUUCGUGCAUUCAUUGAGGAACGGGCGGUGCAGAGCGAGAGUGGUCCAACAGCUCCUAUUAUUUUUUUCUUUGGUUGUAGGAAUCAGGAAAAUGAUUACCUUUACGAGAAGUUUUGGUUAUCCCAUGCUCAAAAUCAUGGCGUGCUAUCAUCAGAAAAAGGAGGGGGUUUUUUUGUUGCUUUUUCAAGAGAUCAACAAAGAAAGAUCUAUGUGCAACAUAAGCUGAAGGAGGUGAGUGGAAGGAUUUGGAGUAUGUUGAAUUCUGGAGCUGCUAUUUACUUGGCUGGAUCAUCAACAAAAAUGCCAGCAGAUGUAACGUCUACCCUAGAAGAAGUUAUAGCAAAAGAAAGCGGUGCUUCAAUGGAGUCAGCAGCUAGGUGGCUUAAGAUGCAGGAGAGGGCUGGUAGAUUCCAUAUUGAAACGUGGUCUUGAUAGUGUAAAUUAUGUUUCUAAAUGACUUUCUCUUUCGUUUUAUUGUACCCGAUAUU